AUGGCUGCCAAUACCACCCAAAAACAUCCACUGGGUUCUCCUCAAAAGCAUAUUGAAAUGUGUGAAUCUCACGAUUUACCUAUUGAUAUGAUAUGUGAGGACUGUGAUGAAUACAUUUGUGGUCAGUGUGCUAAAACAAACCAUAGAGAUCACGAUUGGAAAACUAUAACCGCAGCAGCCAACCAAAGAAGAAAAGGUUUGUUAACACUUCUGAAAAAGAUUAAGAAUGAAGAUCUACAUGAGGUAGAUGAGAAGAUAAAGAAGAUGUCGAAACAAAUUACAGAAAAUAAAGAAAUUUGUGAUUCUGAGAUUGAAAAUCUACAGACGCAUUGUGACCAGAUAAUCACCAGGCUGACAGAAAUCAAAAAACGUCAUGAAAAGAAAAUGAAAGACAACUUGAUUAAAAAGAAUGAUCAAGUAAACCAUAUGAAAACUGAGUUAGAGAAGAAGAAGAAAGAAAUUUUGAACACAGCGCAAUUCAUCGAGGAGAACAAUAGCACCAUGUCAGAUUACAGCUUGAUUGACAAUCACAGAGACCUGACAAAAAUGUUGUCCAGAUUGGAGGUUUAUAAGACAAUCUAUGGACAUUCAGUAAGGUUCAUUAGAGGUGAAAUCAAGGAAGAACGUCUUGAGUCUUUGGUUGGAAAGACAUUAAACUUGGAUAAUAUUGGAGUAUCUCAAAAGGACUCAUUUCAAUAUGGAGAAAAAACAAUCUUUUCUUUGGAGACAUUCAGUGAAAACCAAUGUUAUAUAAAUGAACUAAAUUCAAAAUACAUAGAAAAAGUAAACCAGCAAGGCACAAAAGAAGGUAUUUUUUUUAUUUUUCCGCAAGACAUGUGUGUAGCUGAUAACAGUUAUAUUUAUUUCACUGACUCUAACAACAAGUCCAUCAGUUGUCUGUCACCAUCAGGAUCUGUCUCUACAGUCAUCGGUUCAGCUCCACUGGAACCAGGAGGAAUCUGUCAGUCAUUGGACGGUGGACUACUGGUAACCAUGAUUGACAAUGAAUCAGAUCUUUACAAAUUAGACUCACACAGCAGACGUCUGAUGAGACACGUCACAGUGACGGGUGAUGUCAUCCGAGAGUAUGAGUACCAGGAGGACGGUCACACCAGACUGUUUACAGUGCCACGCAGAGUGACACAGAACAGUAACAGUGAUAUCUGUGUUGUGAACAGUACAGGUGAAAACACAACUGAUCUAAUAAUAAUGUCUUCCUCUGGUCGUAUGAAGGUUGUUUAUCAAGGACAGAACCUGACAAAGAACUUUAUUCCAACCGACGUAGUGUGUGACUCCCUCUGUUACAUUCUCGUUACUGACUGUAAUAACAAAAAAAUCCAUCUGCUGAGUCCUGACGGGGAGUUCCUAAUGUUCUUACCGACAGAGAAUAAAGGCAGACCAUAUUGUUUAUCACUAAGGAAGUCUAUACUAUGGGUGGGGUACUUUGGAGGAUUUGUUAAGGUGUUUAAAUACAGAAUGUUGUUAUGA
Molecule: messenger RNA, 1488 nt
Organism: Saccostrea cuccullata (small rock oyster)
Lineage: Eukaryota; Metazoa; Mollusca; Bivalvia; Ostreida; Ostreidae
Exons: 1
Coding region: 1-1488 (495 amino acids)
Molecular function (GO): zinc ion binding
Source: RefSeq, a predicted model, not a curated record